This is a messenger RNA of Caenorhabditis remanei, 1332 nucleotides long. RefSeq lists its product as uncharacterized. The record is from RefSeq and is a predicted model, not a curated record. The transcript has 4 exons. Lineage: Eukaryota; Metazoa; Nematoda; Chromadorea; Rhabditida; Rhabditidae. Bases 1 to 1332 code for a protein of 443 amino acids.
AUGAAGAUUGAGUACGCUUACGAUGUAGAACAUGUUAAAACCAGGGAGAAGGAUUAUAUUUAUAUCAAUUAUCGAAAAACCAAUACCCACGAUGUUCUCGGAUACUUCAUUUUUCUAAAUACUGUAGUUGGUGUCAAAGUUGAGAAGAUUACAACUAGAAGGUUAUGGAUGUUGGAAAAUAAAUUCAUGCUCAGACUUCAUGACCUGAUUCAUUCUCAGCUGAUUGGAACUAAUGGAACUCAUAUUCAAUCACUGAUUAAUUUGGAAGAAAUAUGCAAUGGAUGUGAGAAGUGUUCUAACAUUGCCAAGAAGUGUCUAGAAUAUGGUCCAUUGAGAUUCAGUACACUACAAACUAUGACUUAUUCAAAGAACUACAAGAAACUGCAUGUGACUGAUAAACUAUUUGAAGACAUUGCAGAGUACUGUAUCUCGAAGUCAAAAAACAAAGAAGAGUGUUUCAAAGAGCUGGAUAACACUAUUCUCUCGAACAUCUCUUGUGAUAAACUUGCUAUAUGGGUUAAUGAGUCCAAAGUACUCCCGGAUGAAGACACAGAUCCAAUGUUUGACCAUCGACAUAUGCCACGAGAAGUUAUAGAUAUCAUUCUGAGAAAAUGGAAUGUGAAAUCACUCAAACUCAGUAUGUUGCAUAUCACAAAUGAACAGAUGUGUUGUAUUGAAUGGCUACGGUAUGACUACUUCAUUCGAGUCAGACUGAAUGAUCCAUAUUGGGAAACUAAGCAUUCAGAUUUGAAAUUCGAUCAUGUCGAAGUGAGUUUGUCUUAUUCACUAGACUGUGUAAGAGGGUUGGGAAACCUCCCUCUAGAAACGAAUCCUCCGGCAGGAUACAACAAUUUUAUUCCGAAUAUCAGAAGAAUGUUCCCAACAGAUCAAAUAUCGAUGGAACUUCCCCAUUGGUAUUUUGUACCCAGAAUCGAUAUCGAGAAGAAAAUGUCAACAAUAUUGCAAGUGGUCACUAUGGAACAACAUCAGAAUUUGAGUUUAGACAUUAAGUUUUUCGUGAAUAUUGGAAUUGUCAAAAUGCUCAAUGAGGAGACGAAUAAGGAAGAAUUGUUAGGUAUCGCUUCGGGAUAUGUUUUACAAGAAAAGCGGUUGCACUGUUUCAAGAAAUCGUCACCGUUCAAUGCAGAACAUGGUCCGGAAGUAUUCCUUGACAAUAAAUGGAUGGGCAGGAGAUUCCAGGUAGAGCAUGCUGAGAAUCGAUUCAAUUUCAAUUUGGAUGUUUAUAUCAAGGAGAAGGAGUUGGAAGAGAAGUUCGAUAAGAAACUUCUACAGGAUAAUCCUAAUUCUUUUGUUAGACACUUUUUCGCAUGA